AUGGACGUGGACGUGGAUGUGGACGUGGACGUGGAGAUGGACGUGGACGUGGACGUGGACGUAGACAUGGACGUGGACGAUGGACGUGGAGUGGACGAUGGACGUGGAGUGGAUGUGGACGUGGACGUGGACGUGGACAUAGACGUGGACGUGGACGUGGACGUGGACGUGGACGUGGACCUGGACGUGGACGUGGACCUGGACGUGGACAUGGACGUGGACAUGGACGUGGACGUGGACGAGGACGUGGACAUGGACGUGGACGAGGACGUGGACGUGGACGUGGACGUGGACGUGGCGUGGACGUGGACGUGGACGUGGACAUGGACGUGGAGUGGACAUGGACGUGGACGUGGACGUGAACGUAGACCUGGACCUGGACGUGGACGUGGACGUGGACGUGGACGUGGACAUGGAGGUGGACGUGGACGUGGACGUGGACGUGGAGAACUUGGACGUGGACAUGGACGUGGACGUGGACAUGGACGUGGACAUGGACGUGGACGUGGACGUGGAGGUGGACGUGGAAGUGGACGUAGACGUGGACGUGGACGUGGACGUGGACGUGGACGUGGACCUGGACUUGGACGUGGACGUGGACGUGGACGUGGACGUGGACAUGGACGUGGACGUGGACGUGGACGUGGACAUGGACGUGGACGUGGACGUGGACGUGGUCGUGGACGUGGACGUGGAGGAUGUGGACGUGGACGUGGAGGACGUGGACGUGGACGUGGACGUGGACGUGGAGAACUUGGACGUGGACAUGGACGUGAACGUGGACGUGGACGUGGAGGACUUGGACGUGGACAUGGACGUGGACGUGGAGUGGACGUGGACGUGGACACGGACGUGGACGUGGACGUGGACACGGACGUGGACACGGACGUGGACGUGGACGUGGACGUGGACUUGGACGUGGACGUGGACGUGGACCUGGACGUGGACGUGGACGUGGACGUGGACGUGGACUUGGACGUGGACAUGGACGUGGACGUGGACGUGGAGGUGGACGUGGAGGUGGACGUGCACGUGGACAUGGACGUGGACGUGGAGGUGGACGUGGACGUGGAGGUGGACGUGGACGUGGACGUGGACGUGGACGUGGAGGUGGACAUAACGUGGACGUGGACGUGGACGUGGACGUGGCUGGACGUGGACGUGGACGUGGACGUGAACGUAGACCUGGACCUGGACGUGGACGUGGACGUGGACGUGGACGUGGACAUGGAGGUGGACGUGGACGUGGACGUGGACGUGGAGAACUUGGACAUGGACAUGGACGUGGACGUGGACAUGGACGUGGACAUGGACGUGGACGUGGACGUGGAGGUGGACGUGGACGUGGACGUGGACGUGGACGUGGACCUGGACUUGGACGUGGACGUGGACGUGGACGUGGACAUGGACGUGGACAUGGACGUGGACGUGGACAUGGACGUGGACGUGGACGUGGACGUGGUCGUGGACGUGGAGGACGUGGACGUGGACGUGGAGGACGUGGACGUGGACGUGGACGUGGACGUGGAGAACUUGGACGUGGACAUGGACGUGAACGUGGACGUGGACGUGGACGUGGAGGACUUGGACGUGGACAUGGACGUGGACGUGGAGUGGACGUGGACACGUGGACGUGGACGUGGACGUGGACGUGGACUUGGACGUGGACGUGGACGUGGACGUGGACCUGGACGUGGACGUGGACGUGGACGUGGACUUGGACGUGGACAUGGACGUGGACGUGGACGUGGAGGUGGACGUGGAGGUGGACGUGGACGUGGACAUGGACGUGGACGUGGAGGUGGACGUGGACGUGGAGGUGGACGUGGACGUGGACGUGGACGUGGAGGUGGACAUAACGUGGACGUGGACGUGGAGGUGGACGUGGAGGUGGACGUGGAGGUGGACGUGGAGGUGGACGUGGACGUGGACGUGGACGUGGACGUGGAGGUGGACGUGGAGGUGGACGUGGACGUGGACGUGGAGGUGGACGUGGAGGUGGACGUGGAGGUGGACGUGGACGUGGAGGUGGACGUGGACGUGGACGUGGACGUGGAGGUGGACGUGGAGGUGGACGUGGAGGUGGAGGUGGACGUGGAGGUGGACGUGGACGUGGAGGUGGACGUGGAGGUGGACGUGGAGGUGGACGUGGAGGUGGACAUGGACGUGGACGUGGACGUGGAGGUGGACGUGGAGGUGGACGUGGAGGUGGACGUGGAGGUGGACGUGGAGGUGGACGUGGAGGUGGAGGUGGAGGUGGAGGUGGAGGUGGACGUGGAUGUGGAGGUGGACGUGGACGUGGAGGUGGACGUGGAGGUGGACGUGGAGGUGGACGUGGACGUGGACGUGGACGUGGACGUGGAGGUGGACGUGGAGGUGGACGUGGAGGUGGACGUGGAGGUGGACGUGGAGGUGGACGUGGAGGUGGACGUGGACGUGGACGUGGACGUGGACGUGGACGUGGAGGUGGACGUGGAGGUGGACGUGGAGGUGGAGGUGGACGUGGAGGUGGACGUGGACGUGGAGGUGGACGUGGAGGUGGACGUGGAGGUGGACGUGGAGGUGGACAUGGACGUGGACGUGGACGUGGACGUGGACGUGGACGUGGAGGUGGACGUGGAGGUGGACGAGGAGGUGGACGUGGAGGUGGAGGUGGAGGUGGAGGUGGACGUGGACGUGGAGGUGGACGUGGACGUGGACGUGGAGGUGGACGUGGACGUGGACGUGGACGUGGACGUGGACGUGGACGUGGAGGUGGACGUGGAGGUGGACGUGGACGUGGACGUGGACGUGGACGUGGAGGUGGACGUGGACGUGGAGGUGGACGUGGACGUGGACGUGGACGUGGAGGUGGACAUAACGUGGACGUGGACGUGGAGGUGGACGUGGAGGUGGACGUGGAGGUGGACGUGGAGGUGGACGUGGAGGUGGACGUGGAGGUGGACGUGGAGGUGGACGGUGGACGUGGAGGUGGACGUGGAGGUGGACGUGGAGGUGGACGUGGAGGUGGACGUGGAGGUGGACGUGGAGGUGGACGUGGAGGUGGACGUGGAGGUGGACGUGGACGUGGACGUGGACGUGGAGGUGGACGUGGAGGUGGACGUGGAGGUGGACGUGGACGUGGACGUGGACGUGGACGUGGACGUGGACGUGGAGGUGGACGUGGAGGUGGACGUGGACGUGAACGUGGAGGUGGACGUGGACAUGGACGUGGAUGUGGAGGACGUGGACGUGGACGUGGAGAACUUGGACGUGGACAUGGACGUGGACGUGGACGUGGACGUGGAGGACUUGGAGGUGGACAUGGACGUGGACGUGGAGAUGGACGUGGACGUGGCCGUGGACAUGGACGUGGACGUGGACGUGGAUGUGGAGGACGUGGACGUGGACGUGGAGAACUUGGACGUGGACAUGGACGUGGACGUGGACGUGGACGUGGAGGACUUGGAGGUGGACAUGGACGUGGACGUGGAGGUGGACAUGGACGUGGACGUGGACAUGGACGUGGACGUGGACGUGGACAUGGACGUGGACGUGGACGUGGACGUGGACAUGGACAUGGACGUGGACGUGGACGUAGACGUGGACAUAGACGUGGACGUGGACGUGGACGUGGACAUAGACGUGUACGUGGACGUGGACGUGGACAUGGACGUGGACGUGGACAUGGUCGUGGACGUGGACGUGGACGUGGACGUGGACGUGGACGUGGACAUGGACGUGGACGUGAACAAGACGUGGACGUGA
This is a messenger RNA of Closterium sp. NIES-65, 3747 nucleotides long. NCBI's taxonomy places the organism in Eukaryota, Viridiplantae, Streptophyta, Zygnematophyceae, Desmidiales, Closteriaceae. The record is from the annotation of a GenBank genome assembly.